CUAUAACAGAUUAUUACAACAUGUUUGGUCAGUUUUUAUGGUAUAUAAAGAAAAACGAUCACAAAGUAUCACAAGAAACCCGCCACCAUAGAAAGACACAGAGAACCAACACACAUGACACCAAUAGUAUUGAUUUGUUUAGCCCUUGUCGGAAUUGUGGCAUCGGAGGCCGGAGAAAAAGGAUAUAGUCCAAAAUAUAACCUGAAAAAGUACGGAAAUCCAUUUGGACCAGGUAAUAUUGGUAGCAAUGUAUUUCAAGGAAGUGGUGGAUUUGGAUAUCCGUCUUAUGGUAGAUCAGGAUACGGAUACAGGGGAUAUUCAAGCAAUACAUAUGGUUACGGUUCACCAUUAAACAUUGGUGAUUAUGCUGGAUACAAUGGAUAUAGAAUACAAAGUGGAUAUCCUGGAUACGGGUUCAUGAACGGAAGGGGUUUGAAUGGAUUAGGUGGUUAUGGAAAUUACGGUGUUCACGGUAAAGGAAUCGGACCUUUCAUGGGUUAUGGAUUCGGUGGAGGACUUACAGGAUACAACAAUUUAAAUGGUUAUGGUGCAUAUGGUAUUAAUAGGGCAUACGGUGUAAACAACUAUGAAUCUUAUGGUAUUGGUGGUUUGAAUGGUUAUGGAUCAUAUAGUAUUGGUGGUUUGAAUGGUUUUGGAUCAUAUGAUAUUGGUAGUCUGAAUGGUUUUGGAUCAAAUGGUCGUUUAAAUGGUUUUGGAUCAUAUGGUAUUGGUGGUAUAAAUAGUUUAAGCGUCAAUGGUGGACUCAUAAAUGGAAGACAAGGUCUCAGUGGAUUGAGCAGUUUCGAUAAAUUUGGAGGUAAAAAAGGAACAUAUUAGAAUCCAAGGAGGCAAUGAAGAAUUGAUGGCGGUUUUCUACAAAUUUUUUAUUUUGUUUAUAAUGGUUUAUGAAUA
Mytilus trossulus (common blue mussel) is the source of this 912-nucleotide messenger RNA. RefSeq lists its product as uncharacterized. The transcript is spliced from 3 exons. Bases 115 to 837 code for a protein of 240 amino acids. Lineage: Eukaryota; Metazoa; Mollusca; Bivalvia; Mytilida; Mytilidae. The record is from RefSeq and is a predicted model, not a curated record.